Eimeria acervulina is the source of this 906-nucleotide messenger RNA. RefSeq lists its product as hypothetical. Lineage: Eukaryota; Apicomplexa; Conoidasida; Eucoccidiorida; Eimeriidae. The coding region runs from base 1 to 906 and encodes 301 amino acids. The transcript has 2 exons. The record is from RefSeq and is a predicted model, not a curated record.
AUGUUGCUCACAGACAGUCGUGCGUCUCGUUGGGCGGCAACAGCCACUGAACACGCAUCGAAACCCCAUACGCCUCAACAGGGACCUCAACAUACACCUCAGCCACUACCCGAAGUGGACGAGCAUCAAACUGAAGUUGGCAGCAAAACUGAAGCUUCUGCUUCUUCUUCCAGACCUACAACAAGUACAGAGACCCAUGAGGGGGCAGCACAGGAGCAGCAACUGCAGCAGCAGAAGCCUGAAUCAGCUGCAGAAGCAGCACCUCCCGCAGCAACAGCAGCACCUUCAGCAGCGGAAGAAGCAGCACCAUCAACUGCAGCAGCAGAACCAGCACCAAGACCAGCAACAACUGCAUCAUCAGGAGCAGCAGCAGCACCAUUAGCGGCAGUAGCAGCACCAUCCGCAGCAGCAGAGGGAGGUGAACGAUCUCCUUCUUCUGUGUUGAGAGAAAUACUGAGGGCUCCCUACGAAGAAGGCGUGGGGCGUCUGUACACCGAAGGGAAGAACCUAGUAGAUAUGCUGCAGCAGAGUUUGAAAGCCUCUCGGGGGCUGACAGCAGCAGCGAAUAUAUCUUCUAAACUCCGCGGAGACAUAGUAAAAGACGUAGAGGCUCUCAGAGACACCCUACAGAAAGAACAUGAUAAUCUUUUGCUGCUUCAGCAGUAUGAACGGCAGCAAGAAGCACUUUUAAAAUCUCAACUCGGCUACUUAGCCCCUCUCAUUGCAAAGGGAAAGGCAGGAGAUGAAAAAGAAAAAGAGAGAGAGAAAAAAGAAAAGCAAGACCAAACACUUAAACAAAUAUAUCCUAACCCACUUCAGAGCACGUACACCUCACGCGCCGCACCCACUUCGGGUGUCUCUGCAGCUGCCUUCGUCUCUUUUCUUUUGUUUGUCUUGAUUAUUUAA